UUCACUGUGUUUGGCAAUGAUCUUCAACGGAUUCCUUGUUUUAAAAAAACCUUUACCGUUGGAAUUAGUUCUGGAGUAAUAGCAGGCUUAACAACUUUCUUAUUUACAAGUCGAGUGAAAAGAUCAUCAGAUAUAGCAGUUAUUACAUUUGCUGUGACAACAUUAGGAUUUUGGGCAUUUUGCAGAUAUAACUGGUCAAAAGAACAUUGGCUGACUCAAAAAAUGAAUUCUGCAGUUCAUGAUGUCAUGCUAAAUGAAGGAAUAAAGAAAAGAAGUGACACCUAAGAUAUUUAUUAUAGUAUGUAUUUAUUAGACAGCAUGAAUAAAAGUAAAAUAUGUUUAUCUUUUA
This is a messenger RNA of Stegodyphus dumicola, 349 nucleotides long. Its product is annotated as cytochrome c oxidase assembly protein COX20, mitochondrial-like. The record is from RefSeq and is a predicted model, not a curated record. NCBI's taxonomy places the organism in Eukaryota, Metazoa, Arthropoda, Arachnida, Araneae, Eresidae.